Messenger RNA from Brassicogethes aeneus, 3305 nucleotides. The record is from the annotation of a GenBank genome assembly. NCBI's taxonomy places the organism in Eukaryota, Metazoa, Arthropoda, Insecta, Coleoptera, Nitidulidae.
GGAAUUCACCAUAUUUGACAUUUUUAGCAAGUUUCUUUUUGGUUGUUUCGUUGAUAGUUUUUUAGUUAAAAUUCGCAUUAACCUUGCCAAUCUUGUUUUUAGUUAAUUAGUUAAUUUUAUUAACGGCGGCAUAUUUGCCUAUUAUUUUUUUUUUUUGAGUCAAUUCAUGGCCAAGGAUCAGUAUAGUACUCAGUACAAGUGUGUUGGUCGAACGAAAAAAACAUCAUUGAAACAAUAAGCAAUAAACGUUUACUGGUGCAAUGAUAAUCAAAGAGCAAAAUUAAUUCUAAUGGAAUAAACAUGUUUUCGUAAGAUAACGACAGUUCCUCGCUCGGACACUUUACUUUGUUUUGUGGAGGUGCGAGCUGAUGAAUUUCGAAUUUUGAGGGUUUCGGGAAAAAUGGAUCCCACGCAGUCAUCCAAAAUGGACAAGGGCCUCUACAAAGAGAUGAACUUUGACAGCAACGACGAAAUUGAAAGUGCCAAGAUGACGUUCAGUGAUUUUAACAGUGUUAAGUGCUCCAGCAGUCCUGUUAGUGAGCUCUUCAGGAGAAGCGAAAGUCCCAGUUUUUUCAGCAGGAACAAGAAGUACUCAGAGAAUGAGUAUGAUUCGUAUGAGGAUUCCUUACCUUCAAGAAAAGACUCUCCCUUAAGUCGCACGUGUGCAGGUGGAGACACGAGCUCCCCUGGGGGUUCCCCAAGGCCCCGUGCCCCAACACCCGGAGCUGUGGCAGGCCUUGACCUUUUGCCGUUGUCUUCCAACGAUGAAAUCACUAGGAGGCGAGAACAAGCUCUUCGUCAACAUUCGUUUUUUCAGCUUCGUGUUCAUCUUCGCAGGGGACACAGGCUGGUCGCCAUGGAUAAAAAUGGACUAAGUGAUCCUUACGUGAAAUUCAAGUGUGGUGGACGUUUAGUGUACAAAUCAAGGACAGUGUAUCGCGAUUUAAAUCCUUUGUGGGAUGAAAGUUUCACGGUGCCUAUAGAGGAUCCAUUUCUUCCAAUUUCAAUUAAAGUGUUUGAUUAUGACUGGGGAUUGCAGGACGACUUUAUGGGUUCAGCUACUUUGGAUCUAACAGCAUUGGAUUUAAACCGAGCGAUAGACGUAACGCUAUCCUUGCAAGACCCAGCAAGACCUGAUGCUUCCUUGGGAGACAUCCUCUUGUCCGUAACGCUUCAUCCAAAAACCCAAGAGGAUAAAGAACAGUACUUCCAAAGAAACAGUAGAAUACAGGACGUAAACAAACGACUGAAAUCGCAAAUAUGGAGUUCUGUGGUAACGAUAGUUCUAGUGGAGGGAAAAAAUCUCUUGGCUUGUGAUCCCGAGACGGGAACUUCUGAUCCAUACGUUAAGUUUAGAUUGGGCAACGAAAAGUACAAAAGUAGAAUAGUCUGGCGGUCUCUGAAUCCUCGUUGGAUAGAGCAGUUGGAUUUGCAUCUAUAUGACGAUGGCGACCAACAAUUGGAAAUCACUGUGUGGGACAAGGAUAGAUCCAGAGAUGAUUUUAUUGGAAGGACAGGUAUUAAUUUGGCGGGUCUGGAGCGUGAAAAAACUCACAGCUUGUGGAAAGAACUGGAAGAUGGAGCUGGAUCUCUGCAUUUGCUUCUCACCAUCAGCGGAACAACUGCCUCUGAAACGAUAUCGGAUCUGACGACAUACGAAGAAAAUCCAAGGGAAAAAGAAAUCUUAGAAAGCCGAUACCUGUGGCAUCGAACCUUCCACAACUUGAAGGACGUCGGCCAUUUAACCGUGAAAGUGUUCAAGGCCACAGGCCUGGCGGCGGCGGAUUUAGGCGGCAAAAGCGACCCAUUUGUGGUUCUCGAGCUUGGUAAUGCGAGGUUACAAACGCAGACAGAAUACAAAACCUUAUCUCCGCAAUGGAACAAGAUAUUCACGUUCAACGUGAAAGACAUCAACAACGUGCUAGAGGUGACUGUGUUUGACGAAGACCGCGACCACAAAGUUGAGUUUUUGGGGAAGGUAGCCAUACCUUUGUUGAGGAUACGGAAUGGGGAAAGGAGAUGGUACGCGUUGAAGGACAAAAAGUUGCGUAGCAGAGCCAAAGGUAAUGGCCCACAGAUUCUGUUGGAGUUGAAUGUUGUGUGGAAUCCCAUCAGGGCUUGCAUAAGGACUUUGAAUCCCAAGGAAGAGAAAUACAUGCAGACGGAGGUCAAAUUUAAGCGGCAAGUUUUCGUGAAGAAUGUUUUAAGACUGAAGGUGUUCGUUCUUUAUUUCUACGAAGUAGGGAAAGUGUUUCAAAAUUGCUUCGAAUGGGAGUCCAAAAUCCAAAGUUUCGCGGCAUUAUUGCUAUGGCUGGUACUGUGUUACUACUUCGAAAUGUGGAUGUUGCCAGUCGGUGGUCUUUUACUGUUCUUAAAACAAUACGUGGUUAGAGCCUUGGCUGGACCAACAGCUGUACCAUGGGAUGAAGUUGCUGACUCAGAUAUGGACGAUGAAGACGACGACGAUAAAGAAAAAGAAGAGAAGAAAAGUCUAAAGGAACGCCUACAAGCCAUUCAAGAAGUAACGCAAGGUGUACAAAAUGCCAUAGGAAAAAUUGCGUCACUUCUGGAAAGCGUAAAAAACACCUUUAAUUUCACGGUACCCUACCUGUCCUGGAUAGCCAUCAGUCUGCUGAUGAUAGCCAGCGUGGUGCUGUAUUUGAUCCCGGUUCGAUUCCUGCUGAUGAUGUGGGGUACCAACAAGUUCCUGCGAAGGGUCCUGCGACCCCAUGCGGUACCCAACAACGAGCUUCUUGACCUGCUUUCCAGGAUUCCAGACGACGAAAUGCUGAUGUACAUAAAAUUGCUGGCGGUUAGUUUGUCCACCCAUCUGGGUAGGAUGUCGAUUUUACGUUGGUACUUGCAGCUGGACUACAAAGACCUGAAGAUCUUGAUGAGCAUGAUGGAGUCGGAGGGUAGGCCUGGAAAAAGGGAGCCAAAGAAAAAGCACAAAACUUCCUAGUGGAUGAUCCCUUGGGGUGGUGUUAAAGAUAGAUGGAAAGGGCGUUUGGAAAAAAUUAAAGAAAAGUCUGAUUAAACACUUUUUACCUAUUACACAAUCUAAAUGUUGUUCAUUAUUAGAGUUAAAUCGGUUAGGGUAACAACCUUUUGCAGUUAUCAAAAUCAAACUAGGUAUACUUUUCCAUACUUAAAAAACUUUGGUGAUAUGUUAAACAAAUAUUGGAAAUAUUUCCCAAACCCAAAACAAAACAUAAAGUAAUAUUUACUAUGCUACUAUGCUCCACACCUCAAAGUCCCACCACGUGACCACGUACGGAACGCAGUCUUUUGAAAAUUUGGCAUUU